AUGUGGUGGAUGCUGUUUCCCCGAUGGAUUUGGUUUCUUCUGGGACAGUGCUACACUUUACUCCUGUACAUGGACAGCUGCCGUGUGAGAGCGAUGCCGAUGCCCAUGUCGGUGGCCAAAGUGGUGUAUUCCCACGCAGGUCUGUGCCCGAAUGACCUGAACCCCAACCUGUGGGUGGAUGCUAUGAGCACCUGCAUGCGCGAGUGCGAAUCUGACCAGGACUGUGAAACAUUUGAGAAGUGCUGCCCUAAUGUGUGCGGUAACAAGAGCUGUGUGGCAGCGCGCUAUAUAGACAUCAAGGGCAGCAAGGGCCCUAUCGGGAUGCCAAAGGGUGCCACGUGCGACAAGUUCAUGUGCUCGCAGCAAGGGUCCGAGUGCGACAUCUGGGACGGCCAGCCUGUUUGUAAGUGUCGGGACCGCUGCGAGAGAGAACCCCACUUCACGUGCGCAUCCGACGGCAUGACAUAUUAUAACAAGUGCUACAUGGAUGCUGAGGCCUGCUCCAAGGGUAUCUCUAUCUCUGAGGUCACCUGCAGGUACCACCUGACCUGGCCAAACACCAGUCCAAUCCCUGCAGAAACCACCUUACAUCCCACCACCGCCCUCCAGACCACAAUCCCAACUGACAUCCAGCUCCCUGCCAUUCACAGCGGACCCACCCAGCAGGCGGUUUUCGUGGGUGAGACAGCUAGCUUCCUGUGCGAGGUGUCUGGGAAGCCACAUCCGGAGAUCACCUGGGAGAAGCAGCUGAAAGGCAAAGAGAACACCAUCAUGAGACCCAAUCACGUCCGGGGGAACGUCGUGGUCACCAACAUCGGUCAGCUGGUUAUAUACAACGCACAACUUCAGGACGCCGGCAUCUACACGUGCACCGCCAAAAACGUCGGGGGAAGCGUGUCGUCGCACUUUCCUUUGGUGGUGAUCAAGAAGGAAUCCAAAGGUAAGAAUGCAGAAGGGAACAGCACCAACCUGCCUUUUCCAGUCGCAGAGUGCCUCAAGGGUCCUGACACGGAUGACUGUGGAGAGGAGAGCAUGAGCUGGUACUAUGAACCAAAGAGGAACAAUUGCUUCACCUUCACCUACAGUCAGUGCAACAAGAACCAAAACCACUUCGACACCUACGAAGCCUGCAUGCUGUCGUGCGGAGCGGAGCUGGCGGCUCCUUGCAGCUUACCGAGCCUCCAAGGGCCCUGCAAAGCCUACGAGCCUCGCUGGGCGUACAGCAGCACUCUCAAAAAGUGCCAGUCCUUUGUGUAUGGAGGCUGCGGCGGCAACGAGAACAACUUUGAGUCCAAAGAGGCCUGCGAAGAGAUGUGUCCCUUUCCGAAGAACCACAACUGCAAGGUGUGUAAACCUCGAGGCAAGAUGGUCGCCAGCUUCUGCAAGAGUGACUUUGUGAUCCUCGGGCGAGUGAUGGAGCUGACCGAGGAGCAGGAGUCCGGCCACGCUUUGGUGACGGUGGAGGAGAUCUUGAAGGACGAGAAGAUGGGCCUCAGGUUCUUCGGCAAGGAACCUCUGGAGGUGACCCUCCUCAACAUGGACUGGAACUGCCCCUGCCCCAACAUCACCGCGGCCGACGGGCAGCUCAUCAUCAUGGGGGACGUUCACAACGGGAUGGCCGUCCUGCAGCCCGACAGCUUCGUGGGCUCCUCCAGCGCUCGCAGAGUCCGGAAGCUGCGCGAGAUCGUCCACAAGAAAACCUGCGACUUCCUUAAAGAUUUCUCGGCCGUCCAGUAGAGUCUCCCUGAACGUCAGCUCUCGUGUGUCGCGUUCAGAUGAUUCCAAGCUCCAGUGACCUCAACAGUCAGACCGACUGCCAGCUAACACAAAGCUAGUAACUUAUCUGUAACGUUGGAGGUUUUGCUGCCAACCUCGUUCUCCAUAUCACUCAGAAGAUUUUCGCAAAAUUGAUCGUUUUGUUAGUUGUUUUUAUUCGUGAUUUCCUCAAAGCCGUGGUCCAGUUAGACCCCUUAUUCCCAUUA
Messenger RNA from Stegastes partitus (bicolor damselfish), 1982 nucleotides. It is a transcript of the gene wfikkn2a, whose product is annotated as info WAP, follistatin/kazal, immunoglobulin, kunitz and netrin domain containing 2a. Gene Ontology annotation, biological process: transforming growth factor beta receptor signaling pathway. Gene Ontology annotation, cellular component: extracellular region. The transcript is spliced from 3 exons. Lineage: Eukaryota; Metazoa; Chordata; Actinopteri; Pomacentridae. Gene Ontology annotation, molecular function: serine-type endopeptidase inhibitor activity; transforming growth factor beta binding; receptor antagonist activity. The coding region runs from base 1 to 1737 and encodes 578 amino acids. The record is from RefSeq and is a predicted model, not a curated record.